Mesocestoides corti is the source of this 567-nucleotide messenger RNA. Lineage: Eukaryota; Metazoa; Platyhelminthes; Cestoda; Cyclophyllidea; Mesocestoididae. The record is from the annotation of a GenBank genome assembly.
AUGGGUGUAGUAAGUGGACGCCUUUUAAAGGCUUGCCAUAAUCAGCUCGACUUCGUGGACCGCACGACGGUCAGGCUCAAACGCAUCCUACCAGAACAACCUGCUCUCCCACCUAGCCAAGUAGUCAGUUUCAGUGAUGAAGAAUCCAUCGCCACGACGGCCUCCACCGACGCCUUGGUCACAGCUCAGCCCUCUGGUGACGCCGUCGAAGGGGGUCAGCCGUCUCCCCCGAAACCGGAAAUCCGUUUAAGCGACACGAAUUACCGCCUCUACAGCGUGGUUUACCAUCAAGGCGGAACUGAGCGGGGUCACUAUACGGCCCGAUGUCGACUGUCGACCCCUCCGCAUGAUGGCUGGUUCUUUUUUGAUGACGAAAAUGUAUCCCGUGUUGCCGAUGCAAAUGACGUCAUCCAACCUACAGCAUACAUCCUGUUCUACGAGCGAAUACUUGAAAAUGAGGUGGAGUGCUCCAGCCCAACUUCGAGUCCCGCCAAGGAUUCGGCCAAAUCUGCCUGCGAAGACGUCGACUCGUCCCAGGAUGUCGUCAUAUGGGAAAGUGUAGUCUGA